Thrips palmi is the source of this 496-nucleotide messenger RNA. RefSeq lists its product as uncharacterized. Bases 87 to 455 code for a protein of 122 amino acids. The record is from RefSeq and is a predicted model, not a curated record. The transcript is spliced from 3 exons. NCBI's taxonomy places the organism in Eukaryota, Metazoa, Arthropoda, Insecta, Thysanoptera, Thripidae.
AAGGACCAGUCCCAAUGCUGCCUUUAUAGUGGGCGGCUUCCCACUCCUGGGCACCAGUCUCAGACUCCUCUGCGACAUCGUCAGCCAUGGCUUCCAAGUACUCCAUGAUCGUGUUGGCCCUCAGCGCCUGCUGCCUCAUGGCCGCUGUCUCGGCGAGUGCGAUUGGAAAGAAGGUUGCCGCUGAAGGUCGCUGCAACACAAGGGUGGUGAACAACCUGGAAGACACGAUCAAGCUCUGCACCCGCAACGUGCCCGCCCAGCAGUUCGCCGAGCCCAGUUGGCAGUGUGCCCGCACCGUGUCCGGCUGGCUGGCGGAGGACGACGAGUGCGACUUGAGCGUCGUUCCCGACUACCUGGAAGACUGCCUGUGGGGCUACGGCUUCCUCCGCGAACGCUCCAUCAGGCCGGCCGUCAAGUGCAUCAAGAACGCCAUCGAGUCCGAAAUCUGCUGUUGAGUGGAGCUCGCAAUUAUCAUGAAUAAACAUUCUUGAAAUGA